Molecule: messenger RNA, 2477 nt
Organism: Mangifera indica (mango)
Lineage: Eukaryota; Viridiplantae; Streptophyta; Magnoliopsida; Sapindales; Anacardiaceae
Product: oligopeptide transporter 3-like
Exons: 6
Coding region: 52-2274 (740 amino acids)
Biological process (GO): transmembrane transport
Molecular function (GO): oligopeptide transmembrane transporter activity
Source: RefSeq, a predicted model, not a curated record
UUACAGAACCCUUGAAGCUGUCUACUUCUGUCAUUGUCUGAGGUCGCAACAAUGGCGUCGAACAAUGAGGCUGAUAGAGAGACAGAAAACCAGAACACUGUAGAAGAAGAUGAAAAUGUUUCUAUUGAGGAGGUGGCUUUAUCUGUUCCCGUAACCGACGACCCAAAAAUGCCAGUGAUGACCUUUCGUGCAUGGUUUCUGGGUUUGACUUCGUGCACCUUGCUAAUCUUCCUCAACACGUUCUUCACCUACCGAACGCAGCCGCUUACCAUUUCUGCCAUCGUCAUGCAGAUUUCCGUGCUCCCAAUUGGGAAAUUCAUGGCCAGAACUCUCCCCACGAGGGAGAUGAGCAUUCUCGGUUGGAGGUUCAGUCUGAAUCCGGGUCCUUUCAACAUGAAAGAGCAUGUUAUCAUCACCGUCUUUGCCAACUGUGGAGUGUCCUAUGGUGGUGGUGAUGCUUACUCCAUUGGUGCCAUCACUGUCAUGAAGGGUUUCUAUAAGCAAAGCUUGAACUUUCUUUGUGCUCUCCUCAUCGUCUUGACCACGCAGAUAUUGGGAUAUGGGUGGGCGGGGAUGCUAAGGAGGUACUUGGUGGAUCCUGUUGAGAUGUGGUGGCCUUCGAAUCUUGCUCAGGUUUCUCUAUUCAGAGCACUACAUGAGAAGGAACCGAAUAGUAAAGGCCUAACCAAGAUGAAGUUUUUCCUUAUUGCAUUUGUGGCAAGCUUUGUUUAUUAUGCAUUUCCUGGCUACAUCUUCCCAAUUUUAACAUUCUUCUCAUGGGUGUGUUGGGCAUGGCCUCACAGUAUAACAGCUCAACAAAUAGGUUCUGGUUACCAUGGACUUGGUAUCGGUGCCUUUACACUUGACUGGGCAGGUAUUUCAGCUUAUCAUGGCAGUCCACUAGUAACACCCUGGAGUUCAAUUCUCAAUGUUGGGGUUGGAUUUGUGAUGUUCAUCUACAUAAUUGUACCAUUGUGUUACUGGAAGUAUGACACCUUCGAUGCUCGAAAAUUCCCCAUAUUUUCUAACAAGUUGUUCACUUCUGCUGGGAAAGAAUAUGAUACCACCAAGAUUUUGACCCCUCAGUAUGAACUCAAUAUUCCAGCUUAUGAUAGUUAUGGGAAGCUCUUUCUCAGUCCUCUGUUUGCUCUGUCAAUUGGAUCAGGGUUUGCAAGGUUUACUGCCACCCUCACUCACGUUGCACUCUUUCAUGGAAGUGAUAUUCUGAAGCAGAGCCGAUCAGCAAUGAAGAAUGUAAAAUUGGACAUCCAUGCAAGACUGAUGAAAAGUUACAAACAAGUGCCUCAGUGGUGGUUCUGCAUUCUGUUAAUAGGAAGCAUUGCACUUUCCCUUUUAAUGUCUUUUGUGUGGAAAGAUGAAGUGCAGCUGCCAUGGUGGGGCAUGCUCUUUGCCUUUGCUUUGGCUUGGAUUGUUACCCUUCCAAUUGGUGUCAUUCAAGCCACUACAAACCAGCAACCUGGAUAUGACAUUAUUGCACAAUUCAUGAUUGGGUAUGUUCUACCAGGAAAACCAAUUGCCAAUCUUCUUUUCAAGAUUUACGGUCGUCUCAGCACAGUCCAUGCUCUAUCUUUCUUAUCUGAUCUUAAACUUGGACACUACAUGAAAAUUCCUCCACGGUGCAUGUACACAGCUCAGUUGGUGGGAACUUUUGUUGCAGGUGCAGUCAAUCUUGCAGUUGCGUGGUGGAUGCUGGAGAAUAUUGAGAACAUUUGUGAUGUUGAUUCAUUGCAUCCUGACAGCCCGUGGACUUGCCCCAAGUACAAAGUAACCUUUGGUGCUUCUGUUAUCUGGGGAUUGAUUGGACCGAAGCGGCUGUUUGGACCUGGAGGUAUGUACCGGAACUUGGUAUGGUUAUUCCUCAUUGGAGCAAUCUUGCCAGUUCCUGUCUGGGUAUUGAGCAAAAUUUACCCAGAGAAGAAAUGGAUUCCCUUGAUAAACAUCCCUGUUAUAUCUUAUGGAUUUGCUGGAAUGCCACCGGCAACUCCCACCAACAUAGCAAGCUGGCUUGUCACAGGAAUGAUCUUCAACUAUUUCAUAUUCCAAUACCGCAAGCGCUGGUGGCAAAAGUACAACUAUGUUCUGUCAGCUGCACUGGAUGCAGGAACAGCAUUUAUGGGUGUUCUGUUGUUCUUUGCUUUUCAAAACGAGGGUAUAAAUUUGAAAUGGUGGGGCACUCAUGUUGAUCAUUGUCCUCUGGCGACAUGUCCAACUGCUCCAGGAAUUGCUGUUAAAGGAUGUCCAAUUUUUAAGUAGCUAUAUUUGGACAGGGAGAAUGAAUGAUAUGUAACAAAUUUGUUUCCCAUCUUUGUACGUCCUUAUUUACUGUCAUUAGAAGUGAAGUAGACAAGCUGCUUCUGUAUGGUUAAUAGCAGAAACUUACCGCCCUCAAGUUCCAUACAGCUGUUACUAGUAGCUAAUCAUAAAAAUAAAAUAAGAAUUGCUCUUUCUACCUUCAA